AUGGACCUGGCUUCGGCACUCGCUGCAACGGGGUCGGACGACGUAUCUGACCCUUCGGAUUUCCCCGAGAACUUUGGGGACCUGAGAACAUUGGACAGGACACUGCGAUGUCCGAUUUGCAAGGACCUUUUCAAUGCGCCGGUCCUCCUCGCGACCUGCGGACAUUCCUUUUGUAGUCUAUGUAUUCGAGAAGCCUUAAAAGAGGGAGAAAAGAAGGAAUGCCCUGCUUGCCGAAUACCGACACAAGAGAGCAGUAUAAAGAAGAACAUUGUCCUGGAGGAGAGUGUGGAGGCAUACAAAGGGGCAAGGAGUAACGUCUUAUUUCUGGCUAACGACGCAGUGUCGCGUAAGCGACGACGAGAAGAGUCUGCAAACGGCACAGAUGAAACGCCUCGGCCAAAACGAAUGAAGCGACAAUCCUCUGAUCAUGUAUUACAGUCGGUUGAUGAGGAUGAUGAACGUCCAGAGGAAUCGGAAGAUUCUGAAGUGGAGAUAUUGGACUCGAAUGCACUAGUCGACUGCCCAAUAUGUAAUCACAAAGUCCUCGUAACACGAAUAAACGCGCACAUCGAUGCGGGCUGCCCUGAAGAGCAGUUACCCAGCGACAAGGGGAAGGGAAAAGUACAAUGGGCAAAAUUGCUUGCUGGACCAGGCGGGAAGACAGGCUCGAAAUUUGGAAGAAGAGGUGCUGGAGGGGAUACAGACCGCUCGAGUUCUCCGCCACCCCGACCACUAGCGAAGGUCUCCUACCACACUCUUAGCAACAAACAAGUUCGCAUGCUCCUUCAAACCCAAGGCUUAGCAGAAACAGGUGACCGAAAGCAGUGGGAACAGAGACACGCGCAGUGGAUCACGUUAUAUAACGCAAAUCUAGACUCGUCCAAGGCCAAAUCAACGGAUCAACUCAAAAGGGAUUUGGACAAAUGGGAGAGGCUGCGGGCGAGGGACGAGAAGGAGAAAGAAGCAAGAAUGUCUAGAGUUGAUGCAAAGGGCUACGAGAAAUCCCAAAACGAGCACUUUGCUAAGCUCAUCGUUCAGGCCAGAGCAUCGGUACAGGGCAAAAGCAAUGGCACAUUGGUGAAGGGAGAGGCUGAAUCUGAUAAGCCGAUCGAAAUCUCAUCAGAUGUGGAGACUGUCUGAUCACCCGACGUGAGAAUGAUAUCCAGUCC
This is a messenger RNA of Dacryopinax primogenitus, 1169 nucleotides long. RefSeq lists its product as uncharacterized. Bases 1 to 1140 code for a protein of 379 amino acids. The record is from RefSeq and is a predicted model, not a curated record. The transcript has 5 exons. Lineage: Eukaryota; Fungi; Basidiomycota; Dacrymycetes; Dacrymycetales; Dacrymycetaceae. Gene Ontology annotation, biological process: protein monoubiquitination; DNA damage tolerance. Gene Ontology annotation, cellular component: Rad6-Rad18 complex; nucleus. Gene Ontology annotation, molecular function: single-stranded DNA binding; ubiquitin protein ligase activity.